UCUAGCACAUUGUGACCAGAUAUAAUUAAGGAGUGAUCUUUGUUUGAUAAAACUCUUGUUCAGUUAGUACGGUAACGAUGAAGCAGUUGUACUUAAUUUGUUUCUUUGUAGGUCUUUUUGGACUGUCACAUGAAUUUUGUAAUAUACAAUUAUUCCAAAGUGAUUUUUGUACAUCUCCGAAAGGCAUAACAAUUCCAGUGAAUGGAAAACUGAGAAUCAGUGAAAAAUGUCAAGAUUGUUCAUGUUCGACAUAUAGUUCUGGACAAACUAUAAUGCACUGCUGUGGAUAUGGAAGAUCUGCUGGAUUAAUACUUCCCCCAGAAGGAUGUAAAGUAAUAACUGAGGCUGAUGGGUGUACCCCCAAAAUCGUUUUACUGACGGAUGAGACAAAAUUGUGUACACACAAAUAGCCAGAACAAGGACAAUGAAAUGUUGCCAGUUACACUAACAUAAUGUAGUGCAGAAAAUGAAUUGUGAAACAAAACAUUAUAUCCCUUCUAAAGUAAAAGCAUAAAAUGCA
Molecule: messenger RNA, 520 nt
Organism: Mercenaria mercenaria
Lineage: Eukaryota; Metazoa; Mollusca; Bivalvia; Venerida; Veneridae
Exons: 3
Coding region: 78-410 (110 amino acids)
Source: RefSeq, a predicted model, not a curated record